AUGGCAACCGCACCCGGCAACAGCCAGCGCGACAACAGUUAUCUGGCUAUGGUUGGCGAUGUUAAAGCCGAACUAACGAGACUCCAAGUCCAACACCGUUGGAUCCAAACGAGUACGAAGGACAAAAUCGCCUUCGCCCCGAUUGACCUCACGAAGGAUGGACUAAAGGUUCUUGAUAUAGGUUGCGCUGACGCUCAGGGGAACAUCCGCUAUGUAACCCAGGACGUGUGCGAUCCACCCGCAGAAGAGUUGAAGGCCCAGUUUGAUUUGACCCACGUUCGGAACGUUCUUCACAGCAGCCACAGAUCCGGAAUCGAGCAAGCAGUUGCGAAUCUCUCAGGUGGUUGGCUACAGGUUAUGGAGUUGGAUAUCACACCUGACCCGCCACGACAGCCUCAAGCCUUGCAAGACCUGAUUCAUAUCAUUGGUUAUAUGUUUGAGAAGCAAGGUAUGGAUCGCGACUACGCCAGAAAGAUCCCAGGCUCGAUGACAAAGGCUGGUCUCCAGAAUGUCACGGUCGAAAGUGUCGAGUGUGGCAUUGGUAAGGUGCUUGGCGAUGAGACGGCUAUCAAGUUAUCCAUAGAGCCGUUCAUGUAUACAAUUCCUCUUGUUGCGCGAAAUGCAAACUUAAUGUGCCCGGAUCUUGAUCCGAGGGUUGUCGCCGACUUAGAGAAUAGAUAUGUGAAGGAGAUGAAUGAACAAGGUGGUUACUUCCCUGCUAAGAUUUACUACGCUCAAAAACCACUAGCAUAA
Molecule: messenger RNA, 753 nt
Organism: Colletotrichum spaethianum
Lineage: Eukaryota; Fungi; Ascomycota; Sordariomycetes; Glomerellales; Glomerellaceae
Product: methyltransferase psoC
Exons: 4
Coding region: 1-753 (250 amino acids)
Source: RefSeq, a predicted model, not a curated record